AGGUAGACGUCAGCCAAGGCGGCGGGGAGCUGACCUAGCGAGUGGAGCAGCACGCCGAGCAUGGAGCCGAUUACGGCCUGGAGCGAGGAGACGGUGUGCCAGUGGCUCCAAGGUCUGGACGCACCCUUGCAUCGGUAUGCCUUGUCAGAGUGGCAUCUCUCCGGCCUGGAUCUGCUCCAAUUGACUUCGGAGGACCUGGAGAGGCUGGGAGUGUCCAAGAUCGGCCACCAGGAGCUGAUAUUGGAAGCCGUGGAGAAGCUGUGCUCCUUGUCAUUCGACGACAGUGGGGAAAACCUGCAGGUCCUGACGGAGAAGCUGCGAUUCGUGGCCCACAACUUGCAAAUGGGCAUCCAGAGUCGCUGGCGCCACAACAGCUACGACGGGCAGAGCGCCACCAAGCUGUCCACCAGUGUGUUGCACGCAGUGUUGGAGCUCAUCGCCUCCGCCAAAGGGCUCUUCUCAUUUUUGAACAGGUAUCAGCUCUCCCAGGUGAGCGCACGCACGACCAGCAAGAAAAUCUUGAGCCAGUGCAAAGAACUGGGGAUGAUUGUGCAAAAGAAACGUACAAGCGUCUACGAAAAAGAGAAGGACAUCAUCUCUGUGUGCCGUCAAUUGGUGGUGGUGUGCGACGAGAUCCUGAGCUGCAGUCCGCAAGCUCUGCUCACCAAUACCACACAGCUUGAGAGUGUCGACCUGGUGCCCGCUUCACCCGGAGACCAGCUGGGCAUCGAGAUAACAUCCAUUGGCUCCAGUAACCACUAUGUGACCGGAACUGCAGCAGAGCCUUCAAGUGAAGUCGCAAAGAUCCUGGCUGGAGAUGAAGUGAUCAAAGUCAACAAUCAGAUCGUGGUGGGCUGGAGCAGGGCUAACCUCGUGAAGAAGUUACGGGAGAAUCCCAGCGGCGUCAAUCUGGUCAUAAAAAGGUCUUCGGGCUCACUGUGUCGCAGAGGCCCAGGCCAGUGCUCCUUCACUGCGCAGGAGGAGGACUGCUACAAAGAGGAGAGUUCGGAGGAAGAGGAAGAAGAGGGCGAAGAAGACAAUCCGAGGCACUCCAUUUUUGAGAGGGUAGCAGCUUCAGUCCGGUCCCUGUCUUUCAGGAGAGCCGUUCUAGGGCCAGAGGUGACUGAGGACCCUAUGGGACAGGAAGAAUCAGAGCUGUCCACCGAUAAGGAGCUGGAAGGCAGGCUCACUCCGCAAGCCGCUCCAUCGUCACAGUUAGUCUCAGGAGAAUUUGAAAGUUUGGCCGGUUCGAGACUUUCCCUGGGCCUCAACCAGACAAGGGACCUCUCGCCCUCAUCACGAAGCACUUCACCCUUCGAAUUCUACCGAAGUUCUUCACUGCAGGCACUAAACCAGGAGAGAGCGAGUGUCAGUUCCUGUCCCGAAAUGGUUGGCCACACGGGACACCAGGAGACAAAGAAGAGUUCAACCAAAGGAAUGACAGCGGCCCUUAGUCGCCGCCGCGUGUCCUGUCGAGAGCUGGUGCUGCCCGACUGCGACGGCUGGCUGUGGAAGAAGAGGAAGGAGAGCAGCGUCUUCAUCGCCCAGAAGUGGCAACGCUUCUGGUUCGUCCUCAAGGGGCCGUCCCUCUAUUGGUACACCAGCCAACAGGACGAGAAGGCGGAGGGAUUUGUCAACAUCGCAAGUUACAUCAUAGAGAGCGCUGGCGAGCACAAGAGAAAAUAUGUGUUCAAAAUGCGCCACCAGCGAUUUCACAACUUCUUUUUCGCUGCCGACAAUGUCAGCGACAUGAGCAAGUGGAUAAACUGUCUCAUCAUAGCAAUUCAGAAACAUAAGAAGUUCAGUCCGGGCCCAGACAGCGAAGAAGAGUGUUACAGUGAGACAGAAUCCGAGACUGAGGUAUCCCCUUCGCCCCGCAGGAGAAAUAAGAAAGUGCAGUCCAGCACCCUACCUCGCUCCAAGCGCAAGACCAACACUAAGGUGCCGUUGCCAAGUCCGACAACAGGGGGCAGCAAAGCCGCCCCAGAAGACGAAAUGGGCAAAAUGUUGAAUAACAUCAAGGAAGGAGGCGUGUCCCUGAUGGGCCAAGAGCAGCCGUUUACACACGAUCACUUCAGGAGGUCGUUCAUCCGGCGCAACAAGAACCCCGUCAUCAAUGAGAAAGCGCAUACUCUCCGUGCCCUGCAGAGCACCCUGAAGGCCAAGGAAGCUGAAUUACAGCAGAUCAACAAAAUUCUGGAAGGUCCUGCCGUGACAGCCUCAAAAUACCGCCAGUGGAAGGAGCAGAACGAAGAACUCGUUCAGGAAAUCGAGAGACUGGCCUCUCUCAGGGCCUCCAAAGUCGGAAAUGCCGACACCAGCGCCACCGACGUUGCGCUGCGAGACACGCCUGGCGAUGAGGUUGCUGUAGAAACGGUUGCCACGGAAACAAGCGCUGCGGAGACAAAAGGCGCAUACAGACUGAAACUCAGCGACGGAGAGGAGCUGGUUGACGCCGAGCCCUCAGAUGUUCUCCUGGAGCUCCCUCAGGGCUCUCCAGUGGAAGAGCGAAGCAGUCUCGGUUUGGAACUCUCGUUGGGCUCUCUGCAGGAAUCCAUCAACAAGCAGCUGAGUGAGAUGAGGGAGAGCGGAGAGCCGUCCGACUCUUAUUUUUACAUUUAAACACAUCUACUGUAGUGUGUGACAAAGAGACACAGGGAAGGACCUUUGUCAGUCCAGAAAGAUUUCCUUCCGAGCCACUUUUACGCAGCCUGGAAAAGCCAGCUAUCAACAGCAUUGCUGUAUCAACAACUACAGAAUGGUGGUGACAAAGUCAACUCGCAGGUAUCAGGUUGGAGAAAAUCAUAAGCCUAUUUUGACAAAGUAAGGAGUUGAAAGUGCAGAUCUGUUUUCAUAUCAACGACAAUUCAGAUUUCUGCAUCACUAGCAGAUAUAAUCGGACGGAUUUCAGCAAUAUUGCAGUGGUGAAAAAAAAACAAGAGUUUUAGUAAUAUUCUUCAUGUGCAUUUGAAAAGAGUGUUGAGUCAAAUAUAAAACAGAUUUUUUUUUUUUUUUGCUGAAUCACUUUGGGCAAUAGUACUUUUAUGAAGACUCAAGAGUGUUGUAAUCAUCUCGGUUUUAUCGGAGUUAAAAGGAAAAAAAAAAUGAAAGCCAUCCAUUGUUUAAUUUCCGUAAGGCACACCUUUCAAUUACAGGAAUUGUGCAAGUUUUUAUAUAAUUGGGUAUCAGUGACAUAGCAGUGAAAACAAAUUUUAUUUUUACAUAUAAUGUCACCACGUGGAAGCAUGUAGGUGGUAAACAAUCGAGGGCUAAGAACUGAUCUCUGCAGGACUCCACUUGUAACGUUACAAAACUCAAAAGUCGCAGGUCCAUGAAUUACACGUUGUGUCCUCUCGAAAAAAGAAAAAAUCGGACAUUUGUUGUUGGGGGGGAUAAAAAAACUCUGGUACAGCAAGGAUAUGUUUGUACUUGUGUUCGUACUCUGCCCCGGUACGUACGUAUGUUGUCAAGCACUGAUUUUUAUACCUCCGUAAACUGUAUCUAAAGCAGCCAGAACAAAUGGUCCGACAGAAAAUGACAUGGCAGGAUGCAUGCGAGUUUUACAACUGCUGUCAGGUUCUGACCAGACAUAGGGGAGUCACUCCCUUAUAAUCUGUUUAACCCACACGUGGCUUUUAGGACUACGGAACAUAACUGGGAAAAAAAAGUUAAAACUGUAUUCAUUAUCCUCACGCCUAUCCUUUUCUUCAAUUUCCUGCUUUGGCGGGGUUCUUAUUGUCAUGCUAUACUUAAUCAUGACUUGGUGAAGUGGCAUGUGGCACAUUAUCCGAGUUGGCUUGGAAUGUCCCCAUUCCAAGAAUGGUGGUACCUCGAUUUGCAAGUACUAGACGGAGGUAGCCAAAUCCACAACAUGCAACAGUUUGGCAGAUAACGUAGACGCCACAGGCUUGCUUCAAGCUGUCGAGUGCCACUCCCAGUUGAGGUUUACUGAAAAAGUCAACAUAAAAACAGAGACAAUGGUAUGACUAUUAUCACUGCGACUUCUGAGCAGUUGUGACUGUCGUCUUCUUGUAUAUACGCAUACAUACGUACACGAGAAGAAGCUGCACAACAAAUUAAAUCGUGGGAUCAUGACAUGCAAACUGUUUAAUUCAAUAGAUUCAAUUUUAUGAUGUAAUGACUGGAUGCUUUUAUGAAGUACAGUAAGUACGAUUGUUUAAUGCAACGGAUUGAUGGUAUUUCCAUUCAUUUCAAUGGGGAAAAAUGAUUUGAAAUGCAAGUGUUUUGGUUUAUGAGCGUUGACAUGUAACAAACUCAACUCCCUAGUCAGGGCACCACUUUAAUUGUAAAGUUGUUGUUUUUUUUCUGCAAUGAUGAGACAGUUCAAUGUUUGUAAAUGGGACAGUAGAAGACUGUAAAUUGCAAUCCAUAUAUUUCUGUAUCCUGGCAAAUUUUGUGGGAUCUGUGUGUGUAAAGAGGCUUUAUUCACAUUUGCCUGUAAUUUUUAUUUUUUUUUAAGACCUUCACUUGCUGUAGUUUACAUUUUGAACAAGUUGCCAAUUGUCAGUAUAAAAAAAUGUAUUUAAUUCCAUUGAUUUUGUAAGUAAAUAUGUAACAUAGGACAUGCCUUUUAAAAUGUGAUGUGUAAAUAGUUUUCAAGACGUGCUACAUGUGCCCGUUAAUUGACCUUUGGAAAUUUUUGCACAGAUAAUGUACAUGUCAAUCACUGCCAAGGUAGUGUUUUUUUUUUUCUUCACAUUUGUCCUUUUGAUGUACAAAUGGAUUUUAAUAAAUGAGGAUUUAGUGAAAUAAGUGAAACUAUUUAAUUGCUCCACGCAGAGUGAAAUAUUUCAUGAUUUGAACAAAUACCCACAAUUCACCAUCUGCUGAAAUUGCAAUUUUGCAUAGGAAGCACAUUAAUGAGCUAAGAAAUGGCCUUCUGGGAUGUAUUUCCCUAUGUGGUUGUUGACGAAAUCCGUGUAAUAAAUGUUUGGAUUGAAUAACCGUCAAGACAUUUCCUACCCUAGGCAGAUUUAUUGUGAUGUGUUUGUAUUUGUUUAUCAACCAUACGGUGACGUGUAUAAAAAGCGGACUGGCUCAUUUUCACAGUGUGAGUCAUCUCAUAAUAAAAAAUUUAAAAAAAAGAGCGUCAUGAUCA
Molecule: messenger RNA, 5119 nt
Organism: Hippocampus comes (tiger tail seahorse)
Lineage: Eukaryota; Metazoa; Chordata; Actinopteri; Syngnathiformes; Syngnathidae
Gene: cnksr1
Product: connector enhancer of kinase suppressor of Ras 1
Exons: 21
Coding region: 61-2622 (853 amino acids)
Molecular function (GO): protein binding
Source: RefSeq, a predicted model, not a curated record